CAAUUACCUAAAGAAUAUAUUAAAGGAAUCUUUUCCAACGGUUGGCCACUAUAGGUGCUUUUUAUAGUGUCGAGUAUUUACGCUAUAAAUCACAUUACUAUAUUUUUAAGCCCCCUCCUCACUUAUACCUAUUAUCUUAAGAGGUACCUACUACUUAUAGAUUUCUUUUCCUUUUAUGAGAAUCUGCUAGAGAAUUUAGGUCAUUUAAGUCGCCAUUCUUUCAUGAUUUAUUUUGUACUAUCACUGAGAUCCAUCUUAUGUUGUAUCAUGUCAUUCCAUUCGUAUUUUUGGACUGGGGGAUUUCUUUAUUCUAUGCGGCUCUUCAUCUUAUCUCGAGGAGUGAUAUGUUUAGACUCCCUGGACCGCUGAAACGCCUAAAGCAAAAUGCUCUCUAUUAUUAGUAGUUCGGUAUUAGAUAGGUUGAUAAUUACUCAUGGAAGGGCUACGUUAUAUUUCAAUCCCUUACUUGUAUCCUCAUUAAUACUCCUAAUGGCGACUCGGCCAAUCACACCAUCCCUUAGAAGACAUCACAGUUUAAAAACCAUUACGGCCAUUUCGAUUAUGAUCGCUGUGUUAAUCUUAACAUUGUUGAAUUAAGAAGUAUAUCAUCGAGCGUACCUAAUUCUAUCCAAAUGCCCGCAUAAUAUCUGCUAGCGGUAAGUGAGGUUUCAUACAUGUACCUGGGGAGUCAAGUUUGUCUUGUAGGUCAUUGAUUAUACUCAAUGACAUACCUGGACGCUUACAGGCUGCGGCAAGACGGAGUAUAGUGAGCAAUAAACCUUCGCUAUAGGAUUGGAAGAAGACGAAGCCACCUCAUAGGAUAGAUCUUCGUUUAUUUGAUGGAUGAGUACAUAGGUAGAGUACGAACUAACCUUAAAUAUGCUUGAGUAGACUUCAUAUGGCUUUUGGAAUCUGUCAGGAUUCUAGAUGAGACAUCUAGAACAAAGGACAUAUUCAGUACCUAAUGUAUUGACUCAGACUCUCGUAGAUAGAUUAGAGUUCCUUGCGGAACAGCAAAGUUGUUUCCCUACUGUUUAGUUCCACCUCGUGA
Daldinia decipiens is the source of this 1051-nucleotide messenger RNA. RefSeq lists its product as uncharacterized. The transcript has a single exon. The record is from RefSeq and is a predicted model, not a curated record. NCBI's taxonomy places the organism in Eukaryota, Fungi, Ascomycota, Sordariomycetes, Xylariales, Hypoxylaceae. The annotation marks the transcript as partial.